AUGCAUGGUCAUCAUGUACUAACCAAGCAUUUCUAUCAGUUACUUUACAUUGGAUUAAUGACCAAUGGCAGAUGCAAUGUAUACUUUUGGAUUUUAUUCCACUCCAUGAAAGGCACAUAGGUUACUUUCUGGCGGAAACACUUUUUAAUUUAAUCGAAGACUUUGGUUUGGGAAAAAAAAUUCUGUCAAUGACUGCCAAUAAUGCUAGCAAUAUGGAUGUUUGUGGUCAACACCUUACAA
Molecule: messenger RNA, 240 nt
Organism: Racocetra persica
Lineage: Eukaryota; Fungi; Glomeromycota; Glomeromycetes; Diversisporales; Gigasporaceae
Source: the annotation of a GenBank genome assembly